Penicillium taxi is the source of this 525-nucleotide messenger RNA. RefSeq lists its product as uncharacterized. The coding region runs from base 1 to 525 and encodes 174 amino acids. The transcript has a single exon. Lineage: Eukaryota; Fungi; Ascomycota; Eurotiomycetes; Eurotiales; Aspergillaceae. The record is from RefSeq and is a predicted model, not a curated record.
AUGACAGAGGAUGUGUCCACAAACGAAGGUACAUCUAUCAUCAAUUUAUCCUUCAUCGACGGCGUAUCUCUAUACUGCUGUGGCACACCGAUAAUCAACGGAUCAAAAAUUGUAUGUCCAUACGGUGAUAGUUUUGAGAUUGACGACGGGACUAUUCUGGCAGGGUAUGCGGCACUUGCAAAUGUCACCUCUUUAGAUGCAGUAUCGACUUCAUCCAACCUUUCAUCAAGCUCAAAUUCAACGUUCUCAUAUUCAACCUGCUCAGAUUUGUCUUCCUGUCACGACGUGGCUAUUGGGGCUGGAGUCGGAGUGCCAUUGGGUAUCAUUGCACUCGCAGCGUGUGCAUGGGCAUUCUACGAGAGAUCACGGGCCAAUCUGAUGUUUUUUGACAAGAAUAAAACGAAGACGCAGGAGCACGAAAUGGCUGGUUCUGUAUCAUAUUCGGCUAUCAAAACUUCCACACCUGGGCUCACGGAGUUGGACACUGGUGGUCAACAUACACCAGAACUGAUGGCUAGAGAGUGA